This is a messenger RNA of Arctia plantaginis, 918 nucleotides long. The record is from the annotation of a GenBank genome assembly. Lineage: Eukaryota; Metazoa; Arthropoda; Insecta; Lepidoptera; Erebidae.
AUGAAUCUAUAUCGUUCUGAAUCUGCUUGGCAGUGUGAUAAUAAUGCUAGCACAAGAAAUGUCAUCUCAAGUGAUCCUUUAGCUGUUAUAUAUAACGAAGGCGUAUGGCGCUUUAACAAAGUGUCUCCUUUAUACAAUUUACAAUAUAAUACAGUGAAACUCAAGCAGUAUGCUACCAAAAUCCGACAAGCUCUUGUGAGUGCAGUGCAGACCAGUUCCUCUAUGAAAUACGUUGUUCAAAUAGAAGAACAAGUUAAUCUCAAAUAUUCAGAAGAUGAAGCCAGCGGUUUAGUUAUAAAUGUAUUGUCUUCUACUCAAGACAAUAGCAAAAGCAAAGUAUCCUACUCUGCAUUUUUAUUAUCCUGGGGUGUCAGUAUUAGUCUUGACAAUGCCACACAUUUACCGUACAUGCUUGAAAGAGGAGAGCAGAGAAUAGGGACAGCAGUCAAGGCAACAUUAAAGACUAUAUUUGAUUGCAACAUCAAACAAUUUUGUUUUACACAGCAACAGCUUCUACAAUUUGGUUUCAACUUCGUAGAGAAUGACUCAUCUAGGAGCACAGACCCUUUCACUUUAAUAUAUCGGACACCACAAGUUGAUCACAAGGACAAAAUGAACUUGUCUUUUGAAGUAGGAGAUAUUCACAUUAUAUGGAAUGGAGUCAAAGAAGAAGUAGAAAAGAAAUCGGACUUAGUUACAUUAGCAUAUCAGAUGCUGCAGAACCAAAUAUUUUAUAUGAUCAUGCUGGACAUAACAGUGUUUGAUUUAUGUGAAGUUUCAUUGCCUAGAGCAGAAGUUAAGAGCAAUGGAACAGUCAAAAUGAAAACUCCAGAAAUUGUCAACUGUGUCUUUACAGUUCUCAAUGAAAUUUGUAAAAUAAAUACUGAUAAAGAUCUGAGCAGUUCGUCUGACACUUGA